Molecule: messenger RNA, 1447 nt
Organism: Papaver somniferum (opium poppy)
Lineage: Eukaryota; Viridiplantae; Streptophyta; Magnoliopsida; Ranunculales; Papaveraceae
Exons: 6
Coding region: 68-1141 (357 amino acids)
Source: RefSeq, a predicted model, not a curated record
UUAAAGACAUAAAGAAUGGAAGAACUCUCUCUCAGUUUUUUGUUCCUCGGUCGCGCUCCUCUCUCUGAUGGAAAAAAGGGAUUCAAGAUCCUUAACAUCUUCUUUGCAAAAUCUAUCAGAAAAUCCAAGCAACAAGACCUUAGCAUCACACGGUUCUCCUCUUGGAGUUGGAAAAACUGUGUGUGAUAGUUUGGUGAGAUCUUGUGAGAAAACUAAAUGUCCAAGCUUGGUUAGUUUAUGCCUUGGUGUUAUUGGGAAACAUUUUGAGGAAAUCUUUGAGUGCGUGGGCGAUGUAUUGGCUAGCUUUCCACCAGAUACUAAGCUGGCAUUGGUAGCCAUUGCCAAGAGGAGAAAGUUGCUGAAUGACGAUGUUCUUAUUUCUUUGGCUGAUUCCUCCUGGGAUGUCCUAGAUUUAUCUGGGUCUAAUGUUUCUGAUCUUGGAUUGACUAAAGUGUCAGAGAUGGCAAAAAGUCUCCGAACUGUGGAUAUAAGGCGAUGCUGUGAAAUUACGGCAGGUGGGGUGUCGGAGCUCGUAAGCAAUUGUCGUUCACUGGAGAUACUGAGAUGCGGAGGGUGUGUAAACAGUAAUCUUACUGCACGUAGAUCCUUGAAAUAUUUGAAGCCAAAAUUGAAGGAGUUUCAUGAAGACUCCUGGGAGAAUCUUUAUAGCUUGGACAUUUCUGUUGAUGCUGAGUCUUUGCGGUGGCUUGUUUGGCCAGAGAUUGAUUGUCAAUCAGAACGUAUUUUAACUAAGGAAUGUCCGCGGAUUCUGGUUAACCCAAUGCCAUCCACCCGAUUUGGUUUCCGAGUACUUCAAGUUCCUUACGAAGCACUACCAGAUGUGACACUGGAUGAUCAUAUUAUCAAGGACAUCAAUCCUAAGGCGUGGGAAGUUGGUGGUGUUUCUUCCAAUGCUGUAGCUCGCCCUCCUCCUAACUUUAACGAAUUACCGAUUGCUGAGAAAUUCAGGCUUGCAUUUGUGGAGAGAGCUGCGAGGCUAGCACUGAAGGAAGCAAAGAUGGCUAUAAAGAACGAGAGGCUUGCAGAGAGGGAGUGGGCAUGUUCUACAGAAGCUAAAGCGGUAGCUCUUGAGCGGCAAGUGAAAGGUUUGGUUUUCCGUAAAACUAAAAGAAAAAAAUAAGUCUUUCACCUGAUGAGAGUAGGAGUUUUUACAGAAGUAGUCAUUACUAAAUUUGUUUCUUUCGGUAAAAAGAAAGAAAGAAAAAUAUAAAAGAACUCGUGCUCCACAAAACCUCUUAGUAAAGUAAGCUGGUGAUCAGAAAUUUUUCUUUCUUUCUCUCUUCGAUGUUCUAUGUAAUUAUUCUUGUACACUAUAAGACGAUGAAGCCUGGUCAGUAGUCCUCCGAUGUAGAAUUGGCAUCCAUCUUGAUGUAGAAUUGGCAUCUCUCUUAGAUAUUGCAUGUUUCCUUCGCCGUGUCUAUACUUA